This is a messenger RNA of Phytophthora nicotianae INRA-310, 342 nucleotides long. RefSeq lists its product as hypothetical. The record is from RefSeq and is a predicted model, not a curated record. The transcript has a single exon. Lineage: Eukaryota; Oomycota; Peronosporomycetes; Peronosporales; Peronosporaceae. The coding region runs from base 1 to 342 and encodes 113 amino acids.
AUGGCCGAGGAUUUCACUUUUAAAGUGGCGAGCCCAACAAGAUUUCUUGGCCGUCCAAAACAAACGAGCAAGUCGAAGAAAGCUUCACGUCGAAAACAUGUCGAGAUGGUUCAAGUUGACUCAGACUUGUAUUCAUCAGGUUUAAGCCUAUCAAUCGUAUCAAAAGCUGUUGAAAAACCAACCCACUUACGAGAAGUCGGCAUCUACUCUUUCCAAGUUCGAGCUGUUCGAGUUCAACAAAACUCCCAGAGCUCCAAUUGUCCACAAGAUAGCAAGGUUGCCUUCCGCAAAAAUUCUCCCUGCCCAAUCGAUCACUCGGAUGUCCCAGAAGCAGUUUAUUGA